GAGAAAAUGAAGAAAAUAUAAAGUCUUUAUGAGCAAGAGAGAGAUUUACAUGUGCUCCUGCAACAUUUUUAAGUUAAAGUGAAGAUGUUGAGCAAAACAAUCAACCAACUUACAAAAAAACUCAUUGGAGACUCCAUUUCUAGGAGAAAAUGCUCACUUAGAUUCAUGUGAUUGGGUUGUUUUCUACAGUCAUUGGUUCUAACAGAAGGCUAUGGGACCCACAUGAAGCUCUCGUAAAAAAAGUUCAAAGUACCAAAUAGCACGGCUUGGACCAGGCACUCACAGCUUCAGGUUUGCUGAAGAGAAUCCCUGCCUGCACCUGUGCUUAUAAAAGGGACAAAACCCAGCCCCGCCUACCAGGGGCAGGUCUCAGGUCUCACCUGUCACAACGGGUUAUUAAGAGAAUCUGCUAAGCUACACUGAAGUCCAUUCAGGACAUAAAUUCUCCAUUAUCACUUUUGCAAAAACACGAGUUUUUAUCAGAUCGGUCUCAUAUGUGCCAAGUUGUGUCUAUGUACAUUUUUCACUUUCAGAAGGCAAUAAAAACACACUUGUAAUCAUCAGUAGUGGAUUAUUUCAUCUUGCCACUUGUUGAGCUCGAAGAGUUUUCUUCUUCUCCGGCCAUGUUCUCUUAAUAAUGCACACACUUGGUUGGUUGAUUACUUUUCCCGUUUCUUUUAUUGUCCGCAACACAGGAGGGAAAAAUAUACAUCCAUUUUUGGCAGUUCGCGCUUCACAACAACAAGGAACAGGAAGUGAAGUCAUCUAUGAUCACCAAAAUAAAAUCAUUUCCAAAAUAAAAUGACAAUCAGAAAACGUCUUUUACAACACAAGAUAAAUUAAUAUAUUUGCUCAUGAGAACACAAAUCUAACACCACUCAAACCAGAAUCCCUGGUUUUGCACAUCAACAUCACAGAUUUUUACAAUUAAAGUUUAUAACAGAGACAUGUUAAAUGUUAAGCACUGAAAACAGCUUGGUUGUUGUUGUUUGGAACCUCAUUUAAUGCUUGUUGUUUUGCUGCCAUGGUGAUGCCUCCAGGGGAAAACUAGUACACUCUGCAGUCUUUGAUGCUAAAAUGACAUCACAGCAUUUAAACAUCUUUUGAAUGAAAACAUCAGCAUAUGAAAACAAAACUGCAGAGACACUGCAACUGCAUGAAAGAAGAGGACUAUUUAGUGAAAUUUCUACGUUUCCCUGAGGAUUAACUGCUCUGUAAUUUACCAAGAACUAAAACAAAAUGAGUGGAAGAGGAGAUGGAUCAUACAAUAACCGUAAUGGCCAACAGGUUAACCCAGAAAAUCUUCCAAGUGGAGAUCAGGAACCAGCUUAUGAACCUCAUGGUGGACGCCUUGGCUUACUGAACAAUUUUUAUCUUGCUCUCUAUAAUACUUUUUGGAGGAUGAAUGAAAUAUUAGGUGUAUUAUAUGCAUCAGAUGAUGACCUUGGCAUUGACUUUGACAAUGUCAACAAUGUAAACAUUCCCAAUAUUAAUGUAAGGGACAAUAAUGCCAAUGAACUGCAUGAUGAUCAAAAUGCUGUUAUUGUUGGCAUUGAAAAUGAGGAUUCUGAUGAGGCAUUUGAAGACUGUGAGGAUGUUCACCAGUACAUCCCAGAAGAGGACCCUCAGCCAGGUGUGUCCAGGAGGAGGUCUAGAGAGAUGGAUGAAGAAGAUGUGGAACCAAGCAAAAGAAUCAGAUGGAGCGAGGAGUUUUCUGAUGACGACUCUGACUUCAUCUCUGCUUGUGACACUGAUAGCGAGGGCUGUCCUCAUGUUGGUAAUAUUGCUGAUGAGGACAUCAAAGAACCGCUGCCUGGUGGAUCCACAAAAAGAUCCAGAGAGGAAGAUGUAGAUGAAGAAGAGCAUAAUGGCAAAAAAUCCAGGCUUUCAAACAGUAGUGAUGAAUCUUUUGAAGAUGCACUUGAAGAGCUUGACAACCAUGAAGCUGGAGGCUCGAGGAAGCGGUCCAGAGACGAUUUUGAGGAAGAAGAGGAAUACGUGCGUGUUUGCAAAUUUCGGAGGAGUUCAAAUGAGUCCACCAGCACCAGUGAUGACAACUAACACUAUUUCGACGGGAUUUUUCAGUAUCCUUUUAGUAGGCUGAUGGCCUACUCAGCUGACUCUUAAUCCUCCUCCUAUUGUUAUGCUGCAAUAAGCUGGGCAUACACUGUGCGAUUUUUUUUCAGUUGCGUUAUUCAGCUACUGCUCAAACUGCACGAUUGACUCGCAGGGGUUCAUAGGUCACGAUGCAGGGUCUCACGCUAUACGGCCCGAUGCUCUGUGCGACCUGAGUGCUCACACUGUGCGUCCAUAGCAUGAAGGUUAUAACACAAAUUGUACACUAUUUUCACGGUUGUUGCGGUCGUGAUAAUUUUGUGAGGCCACAUCGAAAAGGCUCGGAUGAGCUUGCCAAAGUUCUACAAGUUGUGCCUCCAUCACUUGUGUCCUGAUCGCGUGCUGCACUGCCGUGCUGCUCCGUCUUUUCACUUUCAUUUCUGUGUUUGUGCGUGCGCAGUGUGAGACGCUGCGUUGACACCCUCACAACGGCCGACAGGAUUUCAAACAGGUUUGAUUUUCUGACGACCAAACGAUUGAUGAUCGGGAGCUGGUCGUGAGGUGUUAAUCGCUUCUCGUUAUCCGAUGUAUACGAUGCACGACACACGAUUAAGGCCAAACUCGGGCCAAUCCGCAAAAUGGUCGCACAACUGAAAAUUGGCUCAAAAUGGGCCAAAAAUCGCACAGUGUAUGCCCAGCAUUUUUUCCUUUUCACUCACCUUCUUCACCCACUGGUUUUUAAUCUCUGUCUCUCUUCCACAGCACGUCUUUAUCCUGUUUUCCUUGCCCUCCCCAACCGGUCGCAGCAGAUGG
Messenger RNA from Oreochromis niloticus (Nile tilapia), 2868 nucleotides. RefSeq lists its product as uncharacterized. The coding region runs from base 1240 to 2061 and encodes 273 amino acids. Lineage: Eukaryota; Metazoa; Chordata; Actinopteri; Cichliformes; Cichlidae. The transcript is spliced from 3 exons. The record is from RefSeq and is a predicted model, not a curated record.